AUGUCGAGUUCUGGUUUGCAAAAGCGCCGCGGAGGCGGUCGAAGAGCCGCGGGCGCAGGAGGAGGUUCGGGUAGUCCCGCUCCAGGCUCCAAGAGAACCUCUGGUGAAUUUGAUGAAGGAGACAGCGAAAUUAUCGACCACAAGAUUGGCAUCGAUUCACGCGACAUCGCCGAUAGCAAAACAUUGAACCUACCAUUGUUGACGUUGAUGGAGGAAGUGCUUCUUAUGGGCCUCAAGGACAGAGAGGGCUACUUGUCGUUCUGGAACGACAACAUUUCCUAUGCUUUGCGUGGGUGUAUUUUGUUGGAAUUGGCAUUCCGCAACAAAAUUACCUUGGUCAACGACCCUGCUCGUAGAAGGUUCGAAUUGGCCGACCGUUUGGUCCAGGUGGUGGACUCGGAGCCUACUGGAGAGGUGUUAUUGGACGAGGCUCUUCGCAUCAUGAAGAACGAUGAGUCGCAUUUGUCGGUGACCAACUGGAUCGAUCUUUUAUCGGGCGAAACGUGGAAUUUGAUGAAGAUCAACUAUCAAUUGAAACAGGUGCGUGAACGGUUGGCCAAGGGCCUCGUAGACAAAGGCAUUUUGCGCACAGAACGUAAAAGCUUCUUUUUGUUUGACAUGGCGACUCAUCCGGUAGCCGACAAGAUGUCCAAAGAACAUAUUAAAAACCGGAUUCUCAACCUUCUUACCGCACGUACGGUGGACAUGGACUCCGUGAGCAGCGAUCAGUUCCCCAAAGAAACGUCUUUCCGCUACUUGCGGUCGGUAGCUUUGGUAUGUGGUUCGCACGCUGCCAAUGUUCUCGAGAAUGUCCUAACCACUCUCAACUAUGACAAGCGAGAUCAGGCCUUCGCUAGAGCAGACGAGUUGUUGGCUGAUUUUGGAGACUACCCCUUCAACUUGCGGUCGCACCAGAGCCCAUUAGGUUUGGGUACCAACUUGGGCCAAGAAAUAGCCCACGAAACAGAAAUAUGCUCUGCCGAUGAAUUGCAAUUGGAGCUCAUCGCGGCCGUGCUCAGCGUGUUUGCAAGAAUGGACUCCAUUUUGUAG
Molecule: messenger RNA, 1050 nt
Organism: Meyerozyma guilliermondii ATCC 6260
Lineage: Eukaryota; Fungi; Ascomycota; Pichiomycetes; Serinales; Debaryomycetaceae
Exons: 1
Coding region: 1-1050 (349 amino acids)
Biological process (GO): Golgi organization; Golgi vesicle budding; Golgi to plasma membrane protein transport
Cellular component (GO): cytosol; Golgi cisterna; trans-Golgi network
Molecular function (GO): phosphatidylinositol-4-phosphate binding
Source: RefSeq, a predicted model, not a curated record